Molecule: messenger RNA, 969 nt
Organism: Anoplopoma fimbria (sablefish)
Lineage: Eukaryota; Metazoa; Chordata; Actinopteri; Perciformes; Anoplopomatidae
Product: carcinoembryonic antigen-related cell adhesion molecule 5-like
Exons: 5
Coding region: 1-969 (322 amino acids)
Source: RefSeq, a predicted model, not a curated record
AUGGACAUCAAGAUGCUCAGGACUGCUUGUUUGGUGCUCGUUUUAUCAGGCUUGUGUGUAGGUGAGGGUGUCUUACCCCCGGGGCCUCUGAGCGGAGCUGUAGCGGGCAAAGUGAAGUUCACCACCACCCUCAGACCUCCCGAGACUCCGUUCCUCUCGGUCAGCUGGAGCUUCAAAGGGGUGAACAUCAUCACCUCCACCAGCAUCAACAUCACUGAGCCCGGACAUGCCAACAGGAUCACAAUGGACAGAGCCACGGGGGCCCUGGAGCUCAGGAACCUGGUGCUGGAGGACAGCGGGGAUUACACCAUCACCAUCAUACCAGACGGAGGGCUGCAGAAACAGGGGAAGACCACCCUGAAUGUGUAUGCGAUGAUAACUGGAGCCAUCAUCCGCAGCCCCGCGGCCAUCUUGAUAGAAGACAAAAGCUCCACCAACCUCAGCUGCGAGGCUUCCGGCUCCAUCAGCACCAGAGAGUGGAUGAAGGACAACCUGCCGCUGUAUCCGAGUGCCAGAGUCACCUUCUCCAUGGACAACAAGACGGUGUUCCUGCAACCCGUUCACAAUUCCAACCACGGCAUGUACCAGUGUCGAGUCAGCAACCCAGUCAGCACCAUGACUGUGGCCCAUGAGCUCACGGUCAACUUUGGACCACAUAACAUAUCAAUUACUGGGCCGUCAGCAGCCGCACCUGGACAGAGAGUCACACUGGAGUGCACAGCAGACUCCGUCCCACCAGCAAACUUCAGCUGGAUGUUCAACGGCAACGACACACAUGCAAAUAACUCCAUGUACGUCAUAGAGAGGUUGGAGGCUGAAAGCAUAGGGAACUACACCUGCACUGCCACGAAUAUGGUGACCAUGCUGGGAAACUCCACGAUUCUGCAUCUGAGAGCAUCCUGCAGUGCUCCCCGCUGGUCGUUUUUAUUGCUGCUCAUCAGCACACUGAUUCUGAGAGGGUUAAUGUAA